CUAUAAAACGCUGCAAUGUUUCAGAGAAAUACAAAAAGGUUUCCUGCGGCGGAGCGGUGUCGUGUCUCAGCUGGUAUGAUGGCAGGAGCGGUACGUGUACUGGUGGCUCUGCUGCUGGCGGUGGCGGGCUGUACGGCUGAGACCUGCACAGAACCAGUCAUUAUACCGUCCUACUACACCACCUCCGAUGCCGUCAUCUCCUCUGAAGUGGUCUUCAUUGUGGAGAUUUCUCUGACCUGCACAAAUGGCGCACAGAACGUUGCACUUUAUGCUGAUGUCAACGGAAAACAGUUCCCAGUUACCAGAGGCCAGGAUGUCGGAAAGUAUCAGGUCUCCUGGAGUUUGGAACACAAGAACGCUCACUCCGGCACCUAUGAAGUGAAGUUCUUUGAUGAAGAAUCGUACAGUCUCCUGAGAAAGGCCCAGAGGAACAACGAAGACAUCUCCGCCAUCAAGCCUCUCUUCACCGUCAAUGUUGAUCACAGGGGUGCAUGGAAUGGUCCUUGGGUAUCCACAGAAGUGUUGGCGGGAUUGAUUGGUAUUUUAUUAUAUUACACAGCAUACACUGCAAAAGCAAACAUCCAAGCAUAAGAAAGAAACAAGCUAUGUUAAGGGAGUGUGACUGACACUUCUUGGUGUAUAAAGUUGUCAUGUUUUGUCAUUUAAUAUGAAUAAAACUUUUUUCU
This is a messenger RNA of Hyla sarda, 686 nucleotides long. It is a transcript of the gene SSR4, whose product is annotated as signal sequence receptor subunit 4. Gene Ontology annotation, cellular component: endomembrane system; membrane; endoplasmic reticulum. Bases 16 to 591 code for a protein of 191 amino acids. Lineage: Eukaryota; Metazoa; Chordata; Amphibia; Anura; Hylidae. The transcript is spliced from 7 exons. The record is from RefSeq and is a predicted model, not a curated record.